Jaculus jaculus (lesser Egyptian jerboa) is the source of this 1298-nucleotide messenger RNA. RefSeq names its product Purkinje cell protein 4 like 1 (gene Pcp4l1). Gene Ontology annotation, molecular function: protein binding. The record is from RefSeq and is a predicted model, not a curated record. NCBI's taxonomy places the organism in Eukaryota, Metazoa, Chordata, Mammalia, Rodentia, Dipodidae. Bases 121 to 327 code for a protein of 68 amino acids. The transcript has 3 exons.
GGAGCCCCGGCGCGGACCCAGAAGCCCGCGCCGCUAACUCUGCCGUCCGGGCCGCGGGCCGCGCAUCCGCGAGGGUCCCUCGUCUUACCUGUGCCCGCCGCGCCCCGUCCGGCCGCCGCGAUGAGCGAGCUUAACACCAAAACACCCUCAGCAUCCAACCAGGCAUCUGACCCUGAGGAAAAAGGGAAGGCUGGCAGCACCAAGACGGCUGAGGAGGAGGAAGAGAUUGACAUUGACCUGACCGCACCAGAGACAGAGAGAGCUGCCCUUGCCAUUCAGGGCAAGUUCCGAAAAUUCCAGAAAAGGAAAAAGGAUUCCAGCUCCUGAAUGACCAGCCUUGCCCUCCACCCUUCUACCUUCUGUCCCCUUCUCCAUGGCUCUGACUCCCGGGUAUCUUGUCCCUUUGUCCCUAUAAUCUCUUGUUGAGGCAAGUUCAAUCGUUAUGAUUUGUUUCUUUGGCUCUCCCAAGCAUCACAGUAGUUAGAGGCACAAGGAGCUUGGCGAAGAUGCGCACUUCAGUUGGUAGUCGCUUGCCUAAGGCUGGGCCAAGUUUCUCUUGGGCUAAGGCUCUGCAUCAGUAACCAAUGCCUGUCUAUGGAGUUGGUGAAUGAGCAGUUUUGAGGUUUGGCUUCCCUCAUCCCCCAGUGAUGAGGGCACAGGGGAGGCCUUCAGAAUAGAGUGCCUGAGGGCGGCGGGUCAUCGCACAGCUCAGCCAGUUACAGCGUCCACACACCAGGUAACAUUCUUUCCCUUCUCAGGUCCUUCUGCAGUGUCACCUUCAACCCCCUGUGACUGAAACCACAGUGGGGACUGGAGCUUCCCCCCCAGGCAGACCUAAGCCAAGCACCUUACUGCAUUAGUGCAUGCUGAGUAGAUUAGUUCCAAGGAAGGGAUCCUGGGAGUGGUGGAAGCAAGGAAAAGUCACCUGCAUCGUCCAGUCUAAGAGCGUACAGACCAGAGGUGGCAGAGGUGCCCAGCGCCACAGGCAGGGAAAUGAGGACUAGGGUAGAUUGAGGAAGGAAAGAGAAGUAGAGGAGGGCAAGAUCGAUGAAGCCACAAGCUAGUGGCUAACGUGUACUACAUGAGGGAAUCUUGGAGCUUUGCUAACCUGCCUACCUCUAACCCCCCCACCAACUAUAGUCAUCCCCAGAGGCCACAUGAGCCAAGUGACCCCUGUAGUUCCCAGCUAUCCCACUGUGGAGUCAGGGCAGAAAUGAAAUAGCCAUUCUAUGUGACCUUAGCAUGUUUAAGAAUUAUAACAAUAAAAAAAGCCCUCAAAUAGGGCCAUUGAACCUCUA